This is a messenger RNA of Vanessa atalanta (red admiral), 2489 nucleotides long. Its product is annotated as probable low-specificity L-threonine aldolase 2. The transcript has 7 exons. Gene Ontology annotation, biological process: glycine biosynthetic process; L-threonine catabolic process. Gene Ontology annotation, molecular function: L-allo-threonine aldolase activity. The coding region runs from base 255 to 1379 and encodes 374 amino acids. Gene Ontology annotation, cellular component: cytosol. NCBI's taxonomy places the organism in Eukaryota, Metazoa, Arthropoda, Insecta, Lepidoptera, Nymphalidae. The record is from RefSeq and is a predicted model, not a curated record.
AAAAGGCUGUUUUAGGAAGAGCGACGGAACUUCCCACAAAAUUAUUUAUUAUUUAAGAAAUACUCUACCUAUUUUUAUCACAUUUAAGAAGUCAAAGUUCAUAGUGUUUUAAAUUGAUAAUACUGAUAUGAAGUGAUAUUGAAAGAAUAACUUAUUGUAACACAGGAACGCAACGAUACAUACUACUAGGAUCCCUAAAAUUCAAAACUUGAUAUACAUUAAACGUUAUUACUGUAAUUUAUAUUGUAUAAAAUAUGGCGUUUAUUGUGGAUUUGCGGUCUGAUACCGUCACUAAGCCUACCAAAUCUAUGAUGCAUGCAAUGGUGAAUUCUGCUCUUGGAGACGAUGUAUUUGGUGAGGAUCCCACUGUGAACGCUUUGGAGAGUAAAGUAGCAACUUUAUUAGGAAAGCAAGCGGCAUUAUUCGUACCCAGUGGUACUAUGGCUAACCUUAUUGCAAUAAUGGUACAUUGUAAUAAAAGAGGUUCAGAGGCAAUUGUCGGUAAUCUAUCACACAUUUUCAAAUAUGAACAAGGUGGUGCGGCUCAUGUUGCAGGAGUUCUAUUAAGUACUAUUCAAAACAAACCAGAUGGAACUUUUGACUUGCAAGAGUUGGAAAGUAAAAUUCGAGGUUCAGAUAUCCAUGAAGCGAUAACAUCUUUGAUUGCCAUCGAAAACACUCACAAUGUUUGUGGAGGGAAGGUUUUGCCACUCCAGUGGAUAGAUGAUCUCGCAGAGCUCUGCAAGAAGCAUAACAUACCCCUACAUAUGGACGGAGCUCGACUGCUGAACGCCAGCACGUAUUUGGAGGUGCCGGCCGAGCGAAUCGUACGAGGCUGCGACAGCGUGUCGCUGUGUUUCAGCAAGGGACUGUCCGCGCCCGCGGGCUCCGCACUCGUGGGCUCCUACCAUUUCAUAAAGCAGGCGCGGCGCGCGCGCAAGAUGCUGGGCGGCGGCAUGCGGCAGGCCGGCGUGCUGGCGGCGCCGUGCGCGGUGGCGCUGGACGACGCGGCGCUGGCGCUCGACCACCGCCGCGCGCGCGUGCUGGCGGACGUUAUCCACGGCCUCUUCCUCAAGACGUUCUCCGUGGACGUCGAAGGUCAGCACACAAACAUAGUGCUGGUGCGGAUUUCCGAAAAUAGUCCUCUGAAUGCGGAUCAAGUGCUGCAGAGGCUGGCACAAAUAUGUUUGGCUGAAACUCAGGGAAGUUGUAAAACUACGAACGACGAAGGCGUGAUAGUCAAAGCGAUAUGCUUUAAUGACAAAACUCUGAGGUUCACACUUCACCGUGAGAUACAGGACGAAGAACUCUGGCUGGCCAUCAUGAAGAUCACUUAUGUGUUCAAGGAGUUGGACGCUGCUCAUCCUGUAAAGAGCUAAAGCAAUAGACCCAUUAUAGAACACGACCAUCGACCAUAGACAAAUGAUAUUUCUAUAUAUUAUUGUUGAAAUACGUAUAUUUUCCCGAAUAUAAAUCUAUUGUAUCUAUACAUAUAACACUGUCUAAAUAUUAUUUAUUCUAUUAUAUCUAAUUAUAUGCAAACUAAACCUAUAAUUUUAGGCGUGGUUCCGUACUAUUACUAUUCAGUUUGAAGACUCUUGGCUAAAUUAAAUUUUACACCCCUAUACAUAUGUUAUAUGCAUUUGUUGAUAAAUUAAUAUUUUAUUUCAAAUUAAAAAUACGUAAAGUUUAUAUUAUAUAAUAUAUUUGAAGAAAUAAUUAUGUAUUUUGUUGUAUUGUUUAGUUGUUUAUUCUUUGUAAAAUUGUGACAAGCCACGUUUGUGCCAAUACGCUGGUUAUUUACAUAAGAACAUUCUCAAAUAUAAAUUUGCUCAAUAUAAUGUUAAGUUUUUGAUUGUAUUACAUAAUUAUUGUUAUGUAAUAGUUUUGUCAGUUGGAAUUUGUAAAGGUUAUGUCGACGCUAUAUGACGUGUCCAUUUAAAGUAUCUAAAAACGAAUUUAAUUAUAUAUUACCCUGUAUAAUGUUUAAAUAAGAAAUUGCUAAUGGAAUAAUUUAAAGAUAAGUUACUAAAAUUUUUUUAAUAAGAUUUUCUUUAUUAACCUUUGUGGUUUGGACUCUGGUAAAUCCAGAGUAUUUUCCUCAUUUUUUAUUUAAGUAUGAGUUUUUAUUAUAUGACAAUAGAUGGAGAUAUAGUAACUACGUUACUAAUAAUAGUUUUUGAGCUAACAAAUCAAUACCUUACUUUUUUUAAGUCACAUUAUAUUGCAUGACUUCGAUAUUUGAGAAACGUAUUUUUUAUUAUGACGCUUUUCAAAUACGACUCGUAGACGUUUCUACCAUACGUAAGCAAAAUAUUCGUUGAUACAUAUAUUUGGUGCUGGAUGCAUAGUUAGAGUUACUUAUUGGUAGGUAGGUAGGUAUUCCUAAAGGUGAAUAUUGUCAAUUAAAAACUUUUGGAUAAUGUAUAUCUUGUAAGUUAAAUUUACAUGACAUUGUAAUUCGUGGUGUUGCUAUAAGUAAAAUAUAA